Messenger RNA from Puntigrus tetrazona (Sumatra barb), 1361 nucleotides. Its product is annotated as E3 ubiquitin-protein ligase SH3RF1-like. The transcript is spliced from 6 exons. The coding region runs from base 1 to 1338 and encodes 445 amino acids. Gene Ontology annotation, molecular function: protein binding; ubiquitin protein ligase activity. Gene Ontology annotation, biological process: negative regulation of apoptotic process; positive regulation of JNK cascade; protein ubiquitination. NCBI's taxonomy places the organism in Eukaryota, Metazoa, Chordata, Actinopteri, Cypriniformes, Cyprinidae. The record is from RefSeq and is a predicted model, not a curated record.
AUGCAUGCUACAGUGGAGGAAGCCCAUGGGGCAUUAUGGGUGGUGGUGGCGUUGGGGGGGGGGGUUCCCUUGGACAGAGGGCCCCCUCUCUUGAACAGUUUGCUUGAAAAGGGCUCAUUCAGUUCAGCAGAACUGCAUCUACUGCCUCCUCCUCUCUCUAGCUGUGGAUCAUUGUCAGGCCUGAAAGGAGCUUUGACCAGUUCCAGACGACUGGUUCUGCACCAUAAAACUCCACGCACAUUGAUAAAUAGGCUUGCCCCACAACAUUGUGAAUCUAUUGGCAUAUCCCAGAGCAUUUUGGGUUUGUCAGACAAGGAGGCAGUCAGUAAGUUAAGCAACACAGACGGUGCAGAACAGACAGAAAAAGCAGCUCAUGAAGUCAAACAGAGGAACAAGCCAACAAGGAGUCCUCAGCUGCCUUGUGCCAAGGCUUUAUACAACUAUGAUGGCAAAGAACCCGGAGAUCUUAAGUUCAGCAAGGGUGACAUCAUCAUCUUGCGCCGGCAGGUGGAUGAAAACUGGUACCAUGGAGAGAUGGGAGGAAUCCAUGGAUUCUUCCCCACUAACUUUGUCCAGGUCAUCAAACCUCUACCACAGCCACCCCCUCAAUGCAAGGCCCUGUAUGACUUUGAGCUGAAAGACAAGGAGGCUGACAAGGACUGCUUGCCAUUUUCAAAGGAUGAUAUUCUUACUGUGAUUCGUCGUGUGGAUGAGAACUGGGCAGAAGGCAUGCUGGGAGAUAAGAUUGGCAUCUUCCCUAUAUCGUAUGUGGAGUUUAACAGUGCAGCACGACAGCUUAUAGAACUGGACAAGCCAUCUGAAGGUGGAGGAGACUCCAGUGAAGGGCCGUCCUCCUCUUCAUUGGGACCCCAGGCUAACGGCUCCCAGAAAGCCACUGGAGAGAAGAAGAACAGUAAGAAGCGACACUCUUUCACCUCUCUGACUAUGUCCCAUAAGCCCUGCCUGGCCCCUCCACCCCAGAGACACUCCAUGGAGAUCAGCGGACCAGUUCUGAUUAGCUCCUCCAAUCCCACAGCAGCGGCACGGAUCGGAGAGCUCAGCGGGGGCCUGUCCUCCAGCGCACCUUCACAGGUUCACAUUUGCACAACAGGACUCAUUGUUACUCCUCCACCAAGCAGUCCUGUCACCACAGCGACAGUUUUCACAUUUCCUCCAGAAACCAGCUAUGCCUCUAUUCCAGUGGAUUCUCUUCCUCCUCCACCUCCUCCUCCACCUCAGUCACAGUCCUCCGCUGUGGGCGCUGCCGCCUUGAAUUCUACUCAGAGACCUUCGCCCUCUGCGGGUGACCAGAGUGGCCGUCAGAGACCCACGGUGUGAGUACAACGUAAAAUGAACACACU